Molecule: messenger RNA, 1032 nt
Organism: Nothoprocta perdicaria
Lineage: Eukaryota; Metazoa; Chordata; Aves; Tinamiformes; Tinamidae
Gene: PRRX1
Product: paired related homeobox 1
Exons: 4
Coding region: 202-939 (245 amino acids)
Biological process (GO): regulation of DNA-templated transcription
Molecular function (GO): DNA binding; DNA-binding transcription factor activity, RNA polymerase II-specific
Source: RefSeq, a predicted model, not a curated record
GUCCCGGCGCCCCGAGCCGGCCGCGCCGCCUCUGCCCCGCGGCAUGUUUUAAAGCCGGCGCUGCCCGCGCUCCUUCGGGCUUUCCUCGCCGCCGCCGUCGGGUCCCGAGCCGCCCCCCCGCGAAGGGCCGGCGGCUGCGGGGGGGGGAAACGGGGGCGGGAGGGGGGGGCGGGUGAGGGCAGAAAAGCCCCGCUCGGCACCAUGGCGUCCAGCUAUGCCCACGCCAUGGAGAGGCAGGCCCUGCUGCCCGCCCGCCUCGACGGCCCCGCCGGCCUGGACAAUUUACAAGGCAAGAAGAACUUCUCCGUGAGUCACCUGCUGGACCUGGAGGAGGCGGGCGACAUGGUGGCCGCGCAGGCGGACGAGGGCGGCGGCGAGCCCGGCCGGAGCUUGUUGGAGUCGCCCGGGCUGACCAGCGGCAGCGACACCCCGCAGCAGGACAAUGAACAGCUGAACUCCGAAGAGAAGAAGAAGAGAAAGCAGAGAAGGAACCGGACUACCUUCAACAGCAGCCAGCUCCAGGCGUUAGAGAGAGUUUUUGAGCGGACACAUUACCCCGAUGCCUUUGUACGGGAAGACCUUGCUCGCAGAGUCAACCUAACUGAAGCAAGGGUCCAGGUGUGGUUCCAGAACCGGAGAGCAAAGUUCCGUCGGAACGAGCGGGCCAUGCUGGCCAGCAAGAACGCCUCUCUGCUCAAAUCCUACUCAGGGGACGUGACUGCUGUGGAGCAGCCCAUAGUACCUCGUCCAGCUCCAAGACCCACCGACUAUCUCUCCUGGGGUACUGCCUCGCCUUACAGUGCCAUGGCCACCUACUCCGCCACAUGCACCAACGCCAGCCCCGCGCAGGGCAUGAACAUGGCCAACAGUAUUGCCAACCUGAGACUGAAGGCAAAGGAAUAUAGUUUACAGAGGAAUCAAGUGCCCACAGUCAAUUAAUGACUGGAGGCUGCUGCCUCGCAGAAGGAGAGAACACAACAGCACCCGUCCUGCUUCGCAAUUUGUGCUGAAAGAAAAAGAAAAAAUUAAAAA